AUGAAUACCAAGAAAGGCUCCCUUGCGUGGGAUAAUCUCAAGUAUGAUCUCCAACCAUGGAUCAAAGAUGGCAUCACUUCGCUCGGAUUUCCCACAAUGACGCCUGUCCAGGCAUCAACCAUCCCUUUGUUAUCAGGAAACAAGGACGUGGUAGUCGAAGCCGUGACAGGCUCGGGGAAAACCCUCGCUUUUGCCAUCCCUGUUUUGCAAAAGGUGUCUGAAUACAUGUACAACCAGGACGAAGACGGUGAAAUCAAUGGGCCACCAAAAAAGGGCCAUAUGCUUUCUAUCAUUUUAUCUCCAACCAGAGAGUUGGCCAGUCAAAUCCAGAGUGUCUUCAAAUCUGUCAUCGACUUCUUGCCAGAGGAUAAGGCCCCUAUCAAAACUCAGUUAUUGAUUGGGUCCAUAUCGAACGUCAGAGAAGAUUUGGCCCAUUUCCUUGAAAAAAGGCCCCAGAUUUUGAUAGCAACUCCCGGAAGAUUGUUGGACUUCUUGUCUUCUCAAUACGUGAAGACCUCCUUAGUUGAAAUUGCUAUUUUGGACGAAGCAGACAAGUUAUUGGAUAUCUCAUUCAAAAAUGAUGUGGUGACCAUCCUUAAAAAAUUGCCGAAGCAAAGAAGAACGGGUUUGUUCUCCGCUACAAUUUCAUCAGCGGGUGAUGCCAUUUUCAAUACCGGUAUGAAUAACCCAGUCAAGGUUUCUGUCAAGUCCAAAAAUAUUUCCAAUAACGCCGCACCAUCUUCAUUACUGAUAUCAUACAUGUUCACCAACCCAGAGUUAAAGAUUUCUAUUUUGCUCAAAUUGCUUUCCGAUUAUCAGUACAAAAAGUGUAUUGUAUAUUUUCCAACGUGUACUUCCGUGAAAUACUUCUAUUCUGUGUUUGCAAAAUUGGUGGAUGACGAAAAUCUCAACUUCUUCUCCUUGCAUGGUCAGUUAGCCUCGAAACCAAGACUCAAGACCCUUCAAAAUUUUACCGAAGGAGAUGCAACUACUGGUAAGUUCAUCUUAAUGACUACGGAUGUUGCAGCAAGAGGUAUCGAUAUUCCUGACGUGGAUUUGGUUAUCCAAAUUGAUCCUCCAACUGACCCAGAUGUGUUUUUACAUAGGUGUGGUCGUACUGGAAGAGCCAAUAAAGUGGGUCAAGCCAUUGUAAUGUUGGAUGCCAAUAACAAAGAAGAGAACUAUGUCGAUUUUAUGGAAGUCAAAGGUGUGGCUAUGAAAGAAAUGGACGCUCCCAAAACUCCACAACAUGAGGCCUUCCAAAGCCGUUUCAGAAAAUUUCAACUUCACGAUAGGGCAAGACACGAAUUGGCAGUAAAAUCUUACGUGGGUUUUGUUCGGUACUACUCUAAGCACUUAGCUCAUUCAAUCUUCAGAAUGCAAUCCAUGGACUACCUUGGAAUUGCCAAGAUGUAUGGGUUAAUGAGGUUGCCUAAGAUGCCUGAGUCCAAGUAUAUCAACAAUGAUCUCAUGCCUGAAGACGGUUGGUUAGGUGAACCAAUCGAUAUGGACAAUUACAAGUAUGCUAACGAGGAAAAGGAAAAUUCAAGAAUUGAAAAUUUGGAAGCUACAAAGUUGGCGAUGAUUAAUGAAGCGAAGAAAAGAAAGGAGCUUAAAGUGAAGAAUGAGGCCUGGUCCAGUAAAACCGAAAAAAGGGAAACAAAGGGGGAAAGAAGAGAGAAGAUGAAAAGAAAGAGAGAAGCGAUUGAGAAAAAAAUCAUGGAAGAAGAUUCUGAGGAGGAGGAUAAUAUGGUUGAUUGGAAAGAUAUCGUUAAGAGUAACAAAAAGCAAAAGAACUCCACAGGAAUUCUGGCUUUUGAAGGUUUAUAA
Molecule: messenger RNA, 1830 nt
Organism: Suhomyces tanzawaensis NRRL Y-17324
Lineage: Eukaryota; Fungi; Ascomycota; Pichiomycetes; Serinales; Debaryomycetaceae
Gene: SPB4
Product: putative ATP-dependent RNA helicase
Exons: 1
Coding region: 1-1830 (609 amino acids)
Cellular component (GO): nucleolus
Molecular function (GO): ATP binding; nucleic acid binding
Source: RefSeq, a predicted model, not a curated record